UGGGAAAGAGCCCCAGGCAGUGACCCUGCUGUCAGCGAAACGGCUGCAGAAGAUCUCCAAUCGCCGUCCCGGGCAGAUGUCCCAGGUGAACGGCUCGUUCUCCCGACACCACGACACGUCCCAUGGAGAUCCCAGGCUGGGUCGGCCCCCCAGUUCGGUCUCAGACCCAGCCUCAGCCCAAGACAAAUCCUCAUCUCCAUCUCUCCUGCCGAAACUGGAGGUAGCGCCAUCUCCACACCUUGCAGAGGCAACACUGGAAGAAGACCCCCUAAAGGAAGAAGCUCCCCCUAUGCCCCAGAGCAACGGACCAGGGCCCCCCCAGGCCCCGGAAAGCACUGAACCUGCCAUUCCUUCAGAAGCUGUGACAUGCCAGCCUCAGGGGCUUCCCUCCCCAAGGGGACUUCCUGGGCCCUCCAGCUUUACCCCACUCUUGCCCAAUGGUGCUGGCCAUUCCCCGGAAGCAGGUGGCCCCAAGAGGUCAGGGAACGGCACACUGGGUGGCUCCAGAGCCCACCGGAAGCUACAGCCACACUCAUCGUUCGCCAGCCAGGGCAGCAAGAAGAGCAAGGGAAGCACAAAAUCAGCGGCUUCCCAGAUCCCCAUUGAGGCUCAGGAAGACUGCUGCGUCCACUGCAUCCUCUCCUGCCUGUUCUGUGAGUUCUUAACGUUGUGCAACAUUGUCUUGGACUGUGCCACCUGCGGCUCGUGCUCCGAGGACUCGUGCAUCUGUUGCUGCUGCUGCGGAGGAUCAGGGGAAUGUGCCGAUUGCGACCUGCCCUGCGACAUGGACUGCGGUAUCAUCGAUGCCUGCUGCGAAUCAGCCGACUGCCUGGAGAUCUGCAUGGAGUGCUGUGGGCUCUGCUUCUCCUCCUGACCCCUGGCCCCAGGAGAGGCGCUGGGGGGGACUGCAGACGGGGCAGGGCGCUCCCAGCCUAAACUUCUACCCCCUCACGUCCCCACUCCCCACUACGGAUCAAACUGUCCCCUUACCGAGGAUUCCACUGGAGUUGACUUGAAGAGACAACUCCAGUCUAGAGCCAGAGGAGGAGAUACAGGGGAAGCAUCAUAGCCAUCCCCUUCCUUUCGUCUCUUCCUCCUCAAACCCCAGCACCCUGGACUAAGCCUGGAGCCCCAAUAGGGAAGAAUCCCACGACUUAGAGACCCAGGAGUCCCAGUCAGUUAGUCAAUCAAGCAACAAGUAUUUAUUAGUCUAAGGUCUUAGGGGCCUGUCCUCUGCCCCUGCAGCAACAGAGCUGAGCACAGGAGAGCUGGUAGAGAAGGACCACCAGGGAUGACUCCAAGAAGGGACUCCAUCCUGGAAGUAAGCGAAGACCUGGCUCCCUGCGCUGGAGCCCUCGGGACCAGGCUUCAGUACACUGUGAAAGUCAAGGGAGAGGAGCCUCGGGGAGCCAGGACCCUGCCAGCCACCCAUGAUCUUGGGCCUGAGGAACUGGGGAUUGGAUGGGGCUCCCUAGAGCGUGAGCUGAAUGAAGGUGGUAGAGAAGGAAGAAGGGACAAACAGAAGUCCUGAAUUUCUCUACCUCUCACCAACCUUAGCCCCAGACUCUCUCUGACUCUAUCCCAGCCUCUGGGGCAGCUAAAUGUGAAGAAAAAAAAAAGAGACAAACUUCAUUUGGGGUAUUCAUCCCCAUCUCUCUCCCCCUCUUUACUCUUUCCUCUCUCCUGGGCUUUCCUUAGAUGCUCAGCCAAAUAAUGACCUAGGAGAGGAGGGCAAAGCCUAGA
Messenger RNA from Gracilinanus agilis (Agile Gracile Mouse Opossum), 1743 nucleotides. It is a transcript of the gene MDFI, whose product is annotated as MyoD family inhibitor. NCBI's taxonomy places the organism in Eukaryota, Metazoa, Chordata, Mammalia, Didelphimorphia, Didelphidae. The record is from RefSeq and is a predicted model, not a curated record. The transcript is spliced from 5 exons. The coding region runs from base 77 to 874 and encodes 265 amino acids.